Octopus sinensis (East Asian common octopus) is the source of this 4866-nucleotide messenger RNA. RefSeq names its product serine/arginine repetitive matrix protein 2-like. The transcript is spliced from 4 exons. The coding region runs from base 188 to 4174 and encodes 1328 amino acids. The record is from RefSeq and is a predicted model, not a curated record. NCBI's taxonomy places the organism in Eukaryota, Metazoa, Mollusca, Cephalopoda, Octopoda, Octopodidae.
CUAUUGUAUAUAAAUAUAUAUAUAUAUGUGUAUGUAUAAUAUAUAUAUAUAAAUAUCUGUAUAUGUAUUUAAUUACUGAAGUACUGUACAGACUUCGACGGAUUUAUUUUAAAGAUAUUUCUUUAUAUAUAUAUAUAUAAAUAUAAAUAUAUAACAUUUUUGUGGUCGACCGCGAAAGAGCUUCAAAAUGCCAGGCAGAAAAAGGGGCCCCAAGUCUCACGCGCGAGUGGCUAGCCCAGAAUGGAUAUCUGGACAAGAUAUGGUAUUUGAAAGUCCACAUCCUCAGUUAAACACUCGCUCUAGGAAAACACUCAGUAUUGCUGCUGUGACCCGUUCUUCAACGAAAACUUCUCUCAUCAAAGACAAUUCCAUUCCAGUCGCUGAUUUUUACUCUGAACCGAUAUUUUCGCCGCCGGGUGUCAAGACCCGACUACGUCGUCAAUCAAUGUAUGUGCAAAAGCAAGUCCCAAAUGUCUCGUUUUCAGUCACAAAACAGGAUGUGACAUUUUCUGAAACGAGCUCGUUGACUUCUGCCACGGUGACCAGCGUCUCGAGUCGCACCGUAACAACUGUCGAGCAGACAAAGUCAUCUUCGGAGAUGUCUGCUUUGGUCGGCAAUGACCAGGCAGUUGAUGGACUGGCAGGCGAGAAAGAGACAAUCAGUGAAGAAAUCAGCAACAUCAUCAAUAACCUUCGCGACUCGAAUCGCAAGCGCAAGUCUGAUGUGCAGACAGUGGAGACUUCUGACGUAAAAGAAAAAGUGCUGAAACCCUCAAAGACACUGGAAGAAGAGAAAUUGUCUCUGGUUAGGAGUUUGUCGUUGAAGGAGAGGUCCAAAGAUGUUUCGACAGCGGAAAACGAAAACGUAUCCGAAUCAGUUACUGUGGAUAUUGUUUCCGAAGAAGCGGAAGACGCUGAAGUGGAAGACGCUGGAGUAGAAGACGUAGAAGAGGUCCCGCCUGAAGUACAAGAUGAUUCCAGUAAAGCUAAGAAAAGCGCACCACAGAAGAAGAAGCCGGGAAGAAAAAGCAAGUCUCCCGCUGCUAAGACAAAGACGACCAGGACACGGAAGACAAGUACUUCGAGGACCAAAAGCCAAGAAACUGAUUCAGAAGAAGUAGCAACGGUUGAAGUGGUUGUAGAAAGCAGCAAAACUACACCUUCAAAGAAGAAAAGGGGCACGACACCAGUGAAAGCAAAAGCAAGCAGUAAAAAAGGGGCAAAGAAAAGUACCACUCCUAAAAGACAAGCAAGUGCACCGAACAAGGAAUUGGUCGUGGAAGCCGUUACUCCAGUAAAGAAAGAAAGGAGAUCACGGUCGUUGGGGCCGAAGAGUAAAAAGAAAGUAGAAGAGGUGGCGGCAGACAAACCAGAUGAGGAUGCCGCUUCGGUUGAAACGAAAGAAACAUCUAAAAAAGGCUCUCGUUCGCGUAAAGGUACUCCUCAAAAAUCUUCUGUAAAAGGCCCACGUAAAAAAUCCACUUCGAGGAAAUCAACUCCAGUGAGAAAGGCAACCCCUACGAAAACGCGUACUCCGAGAAAGGGUACUCCAUCUAGAGAAAGAAAGGCUACUCCCACAAGAAAGGCCACCCCCACAAGGAAGGCCACCCCCACAAGAAAGGCCACACCCACAAGAAAGGCCACACCCACAAGGAAGGCCACACCCACAAGAAAGGCAAAGAAAGCCACUCCGUCUAGGGAAGCAACUCCUGCCAGAAAAUCCAGUACUCCUGUCAGAGAGGCUACUCCUGCUAGAAAAUCUGCCACCCCACUUCGAGAAAGUUCUCCUGCUACAAAAUCUGCCUCUCCAGCUCGAGAAAGUACUCCUGCAAGAAAGGCCACUCCUUCUAGAGAAGCAACUCCUGCUAGAAAGGGUACUCCUGCUAGAAAGACUACUGCUACUAGAAAGGGUACUCCUGCUAGAAAGGGUACUCCUACUAGAAAGGCCACACCUUCUCGAGAAACAAGCGUUUCGAGAAAAUCGUCUCCAAAGAAGGUGACCCCUUCUAGGGAGGUUACACCUGCGAGAAAGAGUACUACUAGGAAAGCAACACCUUCUAGGAGAGGAUCUCCAUCCAAAGCAGUCAAAGAGAAGACAUCACGACGGAAAUCUAGUGGAAAGAAGUCACAGAAAACAUCACGGUCUCGAAGCAAAACAAAGAGAGUCCACAAGCGUUCUUCUUCAAAGAAAGCCGACAAGAAGAAAACAGUGCUGGCCACGCAGGAAAAAGAAGAAUCCUUGUCUACUGUUGAUGGGGCUGAGGAAAAAACAGCACCGCCCCCACAAAAGACUGCCACCAGUAGCUCUUCUAUGUCUACAAUAAUCACCGGUCUCUUUAAGCAUUUCGUCCCAAGCCAGAAAAAGGCAAAAGUAGUUGAGUCCACCACAAGCACGGAUACCACCACCACAACAACAACAACAGUUGGUGGUUCCAUGGCAGCUGAGUCUGAAGUUGAUACAGGGGAAGAACUGAGAAGGAAGAUACCAGAGGCAAGAAAACACGCACUGAUUUCUUCACCUCUGGAUUCCAGCACACCUGAUGUUCCCCAGGUUCCUAAAGCAUCUUUCGUUAGUAGACUGAGAGAGACAGCUUCAAGCCUGUCCCCAUUUGCCCUGAGCAGGUCGUUCGAGUAUAAGCGUGCUGUUGUAGCAUCAGCUAACAACAAGACUGUAGAGAUUUCGGAGACGAUCACACAUCCAGGAACGACUGCUGGCAAAGGAUUUGAUGAGGCUGACCAACCAAUGUCAGCAGUUGAAAUGACCGCCAAUGAAGAUACGGAGAGCUCCACUCCUGCAACAGUUGAAGAGGAUGAAAGCGAGCAAAAGCAAGAUGAAAAAGUUGUCGACACACGAGAAGUGCAUUACGAGUCCCAGGAAUCAGAAAUGGAUGACGGGUCGAUCAUUGAUAAGCUGGUUCAUUAUGAGUCCCAGCAGUCUGAGAUAGAGGAGGUAGAAGCUGAUAAUCAGAAAAGUGUUCACUAUGAGUCCCAGCAUGACACUGAGGAAGAGUCCCAGGUUGAGACAGAAGAUGACUCCCAGGCUGAGGUGGAGAAUGAGGUGGAAGAAGAGUCACAUGAUGUGGUGGAGAAAAAGACACAUGUUGAAGAAGAAGAAGUGUCACUUGAUGUGGUAGGGAAAAAGAUCCAUGUUGAAGAAGAAGUGUCACUUGAUGUGGUAAAGAAAAAGACCCAUGUUGAAGAAGAAGAGGAGGAAGAAGAAGAAGAAGAGGAGGAGGAAGAGUCACAUGAUGUGGUGGAGAAAAAGACCUAUGUUGAGGAACAAGAGUCCCAAGCUGAGACAGAAGAAGAGUCCCAGGUCGAGACAGAAGAAGAGUCGCAGGUUGAAACAGAAGAGUCACAUGAUGUGGUGGAGAAAAAGACCUAUAUUGAGGAACAAGAGUCCCAGGGCGAGACAGAAGAGGAGUCCCAGGUCGAGACAGAAGAAGAGUCCCAGAUUGAGACAGAGAAUGACUCCCAAGUGGAGUCUCAGGUUGAGUCUGGGCAGGAGUCCCAAAUUGAAACAGAAAAUGAAUCCCUGCUUGAGAUGGAAAACAAGAUAGAUGAUGGUGCUGCUGAAAUAUCCAAUAUCACUAUGGAUACAGAGGAGUUUGUUUCAUCCAAAAGAAAUGUAACCGUCCACUACGAGUCACAAGAGUCGGAAUUGCUCACAGAGGAAGAAGACGAUGGUUCCUGUGUAGUGAAUGAUGUCGAGGCCUCUGCUGCUAUUGCUGAUGGUGAUAAUGUGAAAAAAGUUGAAGAGUCAGAUCUCACUGAAGAGGAUGUAGAGAAAGGAAAAGAACAUGGUGUUUGUGAAUAUGUCAAAGAACACCUUAUCACAGUCAACAACAAAGGUGAAGAAGAAGAAGAGGAAGAUGUAGGGGGAAGGGUAUUGACUAGAAGACAAGCAGCAGCGGCGGCAGCUGCAGCAAUGACAGGAACGUCGUUGAGGACAAAAAGAACAACAACGACGACGACAACGACAAGAAAAUCAGUGCUGGGUAAGAGAGGAGCCGAGAAGCUGCUAGAAGCUACCGACUACGACUUGGAGCCGCCAAAGAAGAUCUUCACCGAGGUGAUGGACGAGGAUGAGGCGAUGGCUGACAACGAUGAGGAGGCGAAGGCCCUCUACGACUCAUAUUACUCUGGCUACGGAUUACGCUGCACCAUCCUCUGAGAACCCUGUUGCUCCCCUGCUGUUUUGCAUCUCAGCUCCCCUAAAGACGCUGUUGGUAGAAACUGCCUUCCCCUCUCUCUCAUCUGAUGCCUUGUUCCUCAGAGGUACCAAUUUCCAUAAAAUUCAUUUUUAUCUUUUUGUCCCUCUCACUUGACAGACCCAAGGCAGCUGCUGCAUCAUAAAGCUUCCUCUCCCUUUUCUUUAUUGUAAUUAAAAAUUUUUAUUUUUAGAUGCAAGUGCGUGCACACAUAUGUAGGGUUUAAUUUGUCAUCAUUCCUUACCCUUUCUCCAUGAAAUGCCCUACGGCCACUACCAUCGUGCACACGCUACACAAGCACAUACUCAUAUGCACACAUGGCCCAUGUAUACAAAUAUGCACAUGUGUGCAUAUACAAAUAUUCAUAAUUUGACAUGUUCAUCGUGUGCUUGCUUGCAUGGAUGCACAUAUGCACUUAGGUGCACAUACAAAUAUAGAUAUAGUUACACCAACAUGCACACACAUAUACACGUUUGAAUUAACAUAUACACCUAUGGAUACAUUCAUGCAUAUACAAGUUCUCAUAGUUUGAUACGUUUGUGAAAGCUCACUAACAUGCAUGCACAUGUGCACAUAUGCACUCAUACAAAUAUAAAUACAGCCACUCCUUAACAUGUCCACACACACACACACACACAUGCGUGUAUUCUUUAAG